AGAGGAGGGAAGCCACGAGCAGGGCUGGUUGGAGGGGAUGUGCCGGGUCUCCGGUGGGGGAGGGAGGCACACUUCCUGGUGCAGAUGUGGGGAGAUCUGAGUUCAGGUCUUGAUGCCGAGCCCCUCCUCUGCAUCGCCAACUCCAGCGGAGCUCAGGGUGAAGCUGACGGGCACGCAGGGGGAGAGGACGAUGUGGAGCGCCACAGGCCAUCAGAGCCAGGCCUGGAUGAACCAAACGCUCCUGGUGACCAGCCUCGUGGAGCUCCAGAUUGUGCUGGAGGCCACUGGUGGAGCCUGGGCCAGCUCAGGGGUGAUCGCCGUGGAUGACCUCCAGUACACGGUUGGGCUGGACUGUGCCACUCCUCGGGGAGGCCAAGCAGAAGGGAGUGGCAGCCCCCGCCAGGAGCCAACGGUUGGCAUGGUGGCGGGCAUUGUGAGCUCCGUCCUCCUGGUGCUGAUCGGGGCCGCCUGCUGCCUGUGGAAGCAGAGAGCGACUCGGGAGCAGAUGGCAGAGGAGGAUGGCAGCGGCCAGGGCUUUGACAACAUCGCCUUUCGAGACGACAGAAUUAUCCUGCCCCAGAUGGCUUCUGAUACAGCAAUGGCCUGAGUCAGCCCCCGCCCUCCACCUGCCGGUCCUGCACAGCCAAGCCCGUCCGGUCUCCUGUCAGCCUCUGUCCCCCCGGAGAGGAAGCCCACAGUGAACCCUAGGACUCUAAUAAAGGGGGUGUCCUCGAGA
Candoia aspera is the source of this 736-nucleotide messenger RNA. RefSeq names its product apical endosomal glycoprotein-like. Lineage: Eukaryota; Metazoa; Chordata; Lepidosauria; Squamata; Candoiidae. Gene Ontology annotation, cellular component: membrane. The transcript is spliced from 4 exons. The record is from RefSeq and is a predicted model, not a curated record. Bases 113 to 607 code for a protein of 164 amino acids.